ACCAUGAUCCUAGGGUGAAGUGCUGCUAAUCUGAAGGAGAACACAGAAUAUUGAGGUGUCCCUGCGAUUCUUUUCUAUAGUAAAUUUCUUAUCCUGCAGUGGCAAUCAUGGAAAUCGACAGACAAGUGCUGAAUUUUGGGGCUGGACCUGCAAAACUGCCACCUUCAGUUUUGUUAGAAGCACAAAAAGAAUUGAUUGACUAUGGUGGCCUUGGCAUCAGCAUUCUAGAAAUGAGUCACAGAUCGUCAAACUUCACAAAGGUCUUAAACAACACAGAGACCUGCUUACGGGAGUUACUUGACAUUCCAGAUAAUUAUAAAGUUCUCUUCCUCCAAGGAGGUGGCAGUGGACAGUUCAGCGCUAUACCCCUUAAUCUUAUUGGUCUAAAGCCUGCUAAAUGUGCCGACUAUGUGGUUACUGGUGCUUGGUCAGCAAAGGCAGCCAAAGAAGCUGAGAAAUAUGGAAAAGUAAAUAUUGUUUACCCAAAGCUUGAAAGCUACACAGGAAUUCCUGACCAAAGCAGCUGGAAUCUUAACCCAGAAGCGUCUUACGUGUAUUAUUGUGCCAAUGAAACUGUACAUGGAGUAGAGUUUCAGUUUGUCCCUGAUGUUAAGGGAGCAGUGCUUGUUUGUGAUAUGUCUUCAAAUUUCCUGUCUAGGCCUAUAGAUCUUUCCAAGUUUGGUGUCAUUUUUGCUGGAGCUCAGAAGAAUGUUGGCUGUGCUGGGGUUACAGUGGUAAUAGUUCGAGAAGAUUUAUUGGGCUUCGCUCUGAAGGAAUGCCCCACCAUUUUUGAUUACAAUAUCCAGACAGGAAAUGGUUCCCUGUAUAAUACACCUCCAUGUUUCAGCAUCUACAUAAUGGGUCUAGUGCUAGAAUGGAUUAAGAAUAAUGGAGGUGCAGCAUCCAUGGAGAAGUUAAGCAUAAUCAAAUCCGAAAUUAUUUAUAAUGUUAUCGAUCAAUCCAAUGGAUUGUAUGUAUGUCCUGUGGAUAAAAAGAGUAGAAGCAGAAUGAACAUUCCAUUCCGUAUUGGAAGUUUUAAGGGUGAUAAUGCUUUAGAGAAAAAAUUCCUUGAUAAAGCUGCAGAACUUAACAUGAUGUCUCUUAAAGGGCACAGAUCUGUUGGAGGAAUCAGAGCUUCGUUGUACAAUGCUGUCACUGUGGAAGAAGUUAAACAGCUUGCAAAUUUUAUGAAAAGCUUUAUGGAUUCACACUAAGGGACAUUUGUACAUUUUGUUAUAAAUUCUGUACAUAAGAGAGAGCACUUAGAGAAAAAAAAAAGAUAUUUUGCUAUUCUUUAUGUUGCCUUGUAUGUAAAAUAGCUUUUCUUUUUUUGUACUUUAAGGGGGGGGGGGGGAUUGCACUCUUUAACACUUUGCCAUACAGGUAGUUUAAAACUUUGCAUUUUUUCAGUCUAUCAUCAUGAGUUCCUAUUACACUGCAUAAACAUCUCAUGCACAUCAUAAAAAAAAUCUUUAAAUUAAAUUUGCACGGUCCUGUAUAAAGGUUUUUGCUGUGUUCCAUGCAUUGGUAAGUGCAAAAGGUAUAUAACAUCCUUCCUUUAUUGAGGGGGGGGGGGGGUUGUCUGGUUUUUAUAUGAAUUUAUAUUUCAAGAGAAAAAAAUGCAGUGCAGAUCCAUUGUCUAAGUCUAUACAGCUAGUCUCUGUAAACACCUAAGUUAUUUAACAUGUUUAAAUGAUGACAUGGAGGUAACUAAAAUAUUGUACUGCUUCUGAUAAAAUGCAGAAGAAAAAUAUAAUUACAGUUAAAACUAUCAGUGACUACAAAUGUAAGAAAAAUAUAAAUGUGUUUUUCUUUCAUGUAAUUAGCAAGAGUCCAUGAGCUAGUGACGUUUGGGAUAUACAUUCCUACCAGGAGGGGCAAAGUUUCCCAAACCUCAAAAUGCCUAUAAAUACACCCCUCACCACACCCACAAAUCAGUUUUACAAACUUUGCCUCCUAUGGAGGUGGUGAAGUAAGUUUGUGCUAGAUUCUACGUUGAUAUGCGCUCCGCAGCAGGUUGGAGCCCGGUUUUCCUCUCAGCGUGCAGUGAAUGUCAGAGGGAUGUGAAGAGAGUAUUGCCUAUUUGAAUUCAAUGAUCUCCUUCUACGGGGUCUAUUUCAUAGGUUCUCUAUUAUCGGUCGUAGAGAUUCAUCUCUUACCUCCCUUUUCAGAUCGACGAUAUACUCUUAUAUAUACCAUUACCUCUGCUGAUUCUCGUUUCAGUACUGGUUUGGCUUUCUACUUCAUGUAGAUGAGUGUCCUGGGGUAAGUAAGUCUUAUUUUUGUGACACUCUAAGCUAUGGUUGGGCACUUUUAUAUAAAGUUCUAAAUAUAUGUGUUUAAACAUUUAUUUGCCUUGAUUCAGGAUGUUCAACGUUCCUUAUUUCAGACAGUCAGUUUCGUAUUUGGGAUAAUGCAUAUGAAUAAAUCAAUUUUUUUCUUACCUUAAAAUUUGACUUUUUUCCCUGUGGGCUGUUAGGCUCGCGGGGGCUGAAAAUGCUUCAUUUUAUUGCGUCAUUCUUGGCGCAGACUUUUUUGGCGCAAAAUUUUUUUUUCUUUGUUUCCGGCGUCAUACGUGUCACCGGAAGUUGCGUCAUUUUUUGACGGUUUUUUUGCGCCAAAAGUGUCGGCGUUACCGGAUGUGGCGUCAUAAUGUGGGCGUCUUUUUUUGGCGCUAAAAAUUAUGGGCGUCACUAUUGUCUCCACAUUAUUUAAGUCUCAUUGUUUAUUGCUUCUGGUUGCUAGAAGCUUGUUCACUGGCAUUUUUUCCCAUUCCUGAAACUGUCAUUUAAGGAAUUUGAUCAAUUUUGCUUUAUAUGUUGUUUUUUCUAUUACAUAUUGCAAGAUGUCCCAGAUUGACCCUGAGUCAGAAGAUACUUCUGGAAAAUCGCUGCCUGGUUCUGGAUCUACCAAAGUUAAGUGUAUUUGCUGUAAACUUGUGGUAUCUGUUCCUCCAGCUGUUGUUUGUAAUGUCAUGACAAACUUGUUAAUGCAGAUAUUUCCUUUAGUAAUGUUACAUUACCUGUUGUUCCAUCAACAUCUAAUGCUCAGAGUGUUCCUGUUAACAUAAGAGAUUUUGUUUCUAAAUCCAUUAAGAAGGCUAUGUCUGUUAUUCCUCCUUCUAGUAAACGUAAAAGGUCCUUUAAAACUUCUCAUUUUUCACAUGAAUUUUUAAAUGAACAUCAUCAUUCUGAUUCUGAUAAUGAUUCCUCUGGUUCAGAGGAUUCUGUUUCAGAGGUUGAUGCUGAUAAAUCUUCAUAUUUGUUCAAAAUGGAAUUUAUUCGUUCUUUACUUAAAGAGGUCUUAAUUGCAUUAGAAAUAGAGGAUUCUGGUCCUCUUGAUACUAAAUCUAAACGUUUAAAUAAGGUUUUUAAAUCUCCUGUAGUUAUUCCAGAAGUUUUUCCUGUCCCUGAUGCUAUUUCUGAAGUAAUCUCCAGGGAAUGGAAUAAUUUGGGCAAUUCAUUUACUCCUUCUAAACGUUUUAAGCAAUUAUAUCCUGUGCCAUCUGACAGAUUAGAGUUUUGGGAUAAAAUCCCUAAAGUUGAUCGCGCUAUCUCUAAUCUUGCUAAACGUACUACUAUUCCUACGGCAGAUAGUACUUCCUUUAAAGAUCCUUUAGAUAGGAAAAUUGAAUCCUUUCUAAGAAAAGCUUACUUAUGUUCAGGUAAUCUUCUUAGACCUGCUAUAUCUUUAGCGGAUGUUGCUGCAGCUUCAACUUUUUGGUUAGAAGCUUUAGCACAACAAGUAACAGAUCAUAAUUCUCAUAGCAUUGUUAAUCUUCUUCAACAUGCUAAUAAUUUUAUUUGUGAUGCCAUCUUUGAUAUCAUUAGUGUUGAUGUCAGGUAUAUGUCUCUAGCUAUUUUAGCUAGAAGAGCUUUAUGGCUUAAAACUUGGAAUGCUGAUAUGUCUUCUAAGUCAACUUUGCUUUCCCUUUCUUUCCAGGGUAAUAAAUUAUUUGAAUCACAGUUGGAUUCUAUUAUCUCAACUGUUACUGGAGGAAAAGGAACUUUUUUACCACAGGAUAAAAAAUCUAAAGGUAAAUUUAGGUCUAAUAAUCGUUUUCGUUCCUUUCGUCACAAUAAGGAACAAAAGCCUGAUCCUUAACCCUCAGGAGCGGUAUCAGUUUGGAAACCAUCUCCAGUCUGGAAUAAAUCCAAGCCUUUUAGAAAACCAAAGCCAGCUCCCAAGUCCAUAUGAAGGUGCGGCCCUCGUUCCAGCCCAGCUGGUAGGGGGCAGAUUACGAUUUUUCAAAGAAAUUUGGAUCAAUUCAAUUCACAAUCUUUGGAUUCAAAACAUUGUUUCAGAAGGGUACAGAAUUGGCUUCAAGAUAAGGCCACCUGCAAGAAGAUUUUUUCUUUCCUGUGUCCCAGUAAAUCCAGCGAUGGCUCAAGCAUUUCUGAAAUGUGUUUCAGAUCUAGAGUUGGCUGGAGUAAUUUUACCAGUUCCAGUUCUUGAACAGGGGCUGGGGUUUUACUCAAAUCUCUUCAUUGAAGGAGAAUUCCUUCAGACCAGUUCUGGAUUUAAAAAUAUUGAAUCGUUAUGUAAGGAUACCAACAUUCAAAAUGGUAACUAUAAGGACUAUCCUGCCUUUUGUUCAGCAAGGGCAUUAUAUGUCCACAAUAGAUUUACAGGAUGCAUAUCUGCAUAUUCCGAUUCAUCCAGAUCACUAUCAGUUUCUGAGAUUCUCUUUCCUAGACAAGCAUUACCAGUUUGUGGCUCUGCCGUUUGGCCUAGCAACAGCUCCAAGGAUUUUUACAAAGGUUCUCGGUGCCCUUCUGUCUGUAAUCAGAGAACAGGGUAUUGUGGUAUUUCCUUAUUUGGACGAUAUCUUGGUACUUGCUCAGUCUUCACUUUUAGCAGAAUCUCAUACGAAUCAACUUGUAUCGUUUCUUCGAGAACAUGGUUGGAGGAUCAAUUUACCAAAGAGUUUGUUGAUUCCUCAGACAAGGGUAACCUUUUUAGGUUUCCAGAUAGAUUCAGUGUCCAUGACUCUGUCGCUUACAGAAAAAAGACGUCUGAAAUUGGUUUCAGCUUGUCGAAACCUUCAGUCUCAAUCAUUCCCUUCGGUAGCCUUAUGCAUGGAAAUUCUAGGUCUUAUGACUGCUGCAUCGGACGCGAUCCCCUUUGCUCGUUUUCACAUGCGACCUCUUCAGCUUUGUAUGCUGAACCAGUGGUGCAGGGAUUACACAAAGAUAUCUCAAUUGAUAUCUUUAAAACCGAUUGUAUGACACUCUCUGAUGUGGUGGACAGAUCACCAUCGUUUAGUUCAGGGGGCUUCUUUUGUUCUUCCGACCUGGACUGUGAUUUCAACAGAUGCAAGUCUGACAGGUUGGGGAGCUGUUUGGGAAUCUCAGGAGGUGAGAUUACCAAUCAAUAUUUUGGAACUCCGUGCAAUUUUCAGAGCUCUUCAGUCAUGGCCUCUUCUAAAGAGAGAACCGUUCAUUUGUUUUCAGACAGACAAUGUCACAACUGUGGCAUAUAUCAAUCAUCAAGGAGGGACUCACAGUCCUCUGGCUAUGAAAGAAGUAUCUCGAAUACUGGUAUGGGCGGAAUCCAGCUCCUGUCUAAUUUCUGCGGUUCAUAUCCCAGGUAUAGACAAUUGGGAAGCGGAUUAUCUCAGUCGCCAAACGUUACAUCCGGGCGAAUGGUCUCUUCACCCAGAGGUUUUUCUUCAGAUUGUUCAAAUGUGGGGACUUCCAGAAAUAGAUCUGAUGGCUUCUCAUCUAAACAAGAAACUUCCCAGGUAUCUGUCCAGAUCCAGGGAUCCUCAGGCGGAAGCAGUGGAUGCAUUGUCACUUCCUUGGAAGUAUCAUCCUGCCUAUAUCUUUCCGCCUCCUAGUUCUUCUUCCGAGAGUAAUUUCCAAGAUUCUGAAGGAAUGCUCGUUUGUUCUGCUGGUGGCUCCAGCAUGGCCUCACAGGUUUUGGUAUGCGGAUCUUGUCCGGAUAAGACCAGACCUUCUGUCGCAAGGUCCUUUUUUCCAUCAGGAUCUCAAAUCCUUAAAUUUGAAGGUAUGGAGAUUGAACGCUUGAUUCUUAGUCAAAGAGGUUUCUCUGACUCUGUGAUUAAUACUAUGUUACAGGCUCGUAAAUCUGUAUCUAGGAAGAUAUAUUAUCGAGUCUGGAAGACUUACAUUUCUUGGUGUCUUUCUCAUCAUUUUUCCUGGCAUUCUUUUAGAAUUCCGAGAAUUUUACAGUUUCUUCAGGAUGGUUUGGAUAAAGGUUUGUCUGCAAGUUCCUUGAAAGGACAAAUCUCUGCUCUUUCUGUUCUUUUUCACAGAAAGAUUGCUAAUCUUCCUGAUAUUCAUUGUUUUGUACAAGCUUUGGUUCGUAUAAAGCCUGUUAAGUCAAUUUCUCCUCCUUGGAGUUUGAAUUUGGUUCUGGGGGCUCUUCAAGCUCCUCCUUUUGAACCUAUGCAUUCACUGGACAUUAAACUACUUUCUUGGAAAGUUUUUUGUUUCUUUUGGCCAUCUCUUCUGCUAGAAGAGUUUCUGAAUUAUCUGCUCUUUCUUGUGAGUCUCCUUUUCUGAUUUUUCAUCAGGAUAAGGCGGUGUUGCGAACUUCUUUUAAAUUUUUACCUAAGGUUGUGAAUUCUAACAACAUUAGUAGAGAAAUUGUGGUUCCUUCAUUGUGUCCUAAUCCUAAGAAUUCUAAGGAUAGAUCUUUGCAUUCUUUGGAUGUAGUUAGAGCUUUGAAAUAUUAUGUUGAAGCUACUAAGAAUUUCCGAAAGACUUCUAGUCUAUUUGUUAUCUUUUCCGUUUCUAGGAAAGGUCAGAAGGCCUCUGCCAUUUCUUUGGCAUCUUGGUUGAAAUCUUUAAUUCAUCAUGCUUAUGUUGAGUCGGGUACAACUCCGCCUCAAAGGAUUACAGCUCAUUCUACUAGGUCAGUUUCUACUUCCUGGGCGUUUAGGAAUGAAGCUUCGGUUGAUCAGAUUUGUAAAGCAGCAACUUGGUCUUAUUUGCAUACUUUUACUAAAUUCUACCAUUUUGAUGUAUUUUCUUCUUCUGAAGCAGUUUUUGGUAGAAAAGUACUUCAGGCAGCUGUUUCAGUUUGAUUCUUCUGCUUAUAAUUUCAGUUUUUUUCAUUAUAAGAUUUAAACUUUGUUUUGGGUGUGGAUUAUUUUCAGCGGAAUUGGCUGUCUUUAUUUUAUCCCUCCCUCUCUAGUGACUCUUGCUUGGAAGAUCCACAUCUUGGGUAUUCAUUAUCCCAUACGUCACUAGCUCAUGGACUCUUGCUAAUUACAUGAAAGAAAACAUAAUUUAUGUAAGAACUUACCUAAUAAAUUCAUUUCUUUCAUAUUCGCAAGAGUCCAUGAGGCCCACCCUUUUUUUGUGGUGGUUAUGAUUUUUUUGUAUAAAGCACAAUUAUUCCAAUUCCUUAUUUUUUAUGCUUUCACACUUUUGUCUUAUCACCCCACUUCUUGGCUAUGCGUUAAACUGAUUUGUGGGUGUGGUGAGGGGUGUAUUUAUAGGCAUUUUGAGGUUUGGGAAACUUUGCCCCUCCUGGUAGGAAUGUAUAUCCCAUACGUCACUAGCUCAUGGACUCUUGCUAAUAUGAAAGAAAUGAAUUUAUCAGGUAAGUUCUUACAUAAAUUAUGUUUUUUUUGUUACAGCCGGAUACUGCCUUCUCCUGUUUCCAGAUUGCCUUCCAAAUAUAGCUUUGAUUUGACAAUACUAAAUUACAGGAUAAAGCCCCCAAAUAAGUCUAGCUGGGACUGAGGCCUUGCAGAUAUUUUAUCUUUUGGAAGUGUUACACAGAUUUAUUUUUUAACAUUCUCCCCACACUCCAUUUAUGAAAUUAUGCAUGGAAAUGGUUUGUCCUUUCAAACAUAAAUAAAUAAUCCAAAAUAAACAGUUAAAAAAAGAAUAAAUAAUACAUUUUUUUGAUAGUCAACAUAAAUAUUUGUAAUGUGUGUUUUGAAACGGUGUAAUUUUUAUUUCCUGAACUAGGUCAACAUUUACAUUCUGUGAUGAUUUUUUUUUCUUCUAAAUAACAUGUCUGUAAAUAGAUGUUUGAUAAGAGAAGAGUGUAUUGUUCAUGCAUAUUUGUUUCUCUAUGCAUCACAUUAUUAAUCCUAAAAAAUAAAGCACUUGAGGAAUACA
Molecule: messenger RNA, 8099 nt
Organism: Bombina bombina (fire-bellied toad)
Lineage: Eukaryota; Metazoa; Chordata; Amphibia; Anura; Bombinatoridae
Gene: PSAT1
Product: phosphoserine aminotransferase 1
Exons: 9
Coding region: 108-1214 (368 amino acids)
Biological process (GO): L-serine biosynthetic process
Cellular component (GO): cytoplasm
Molecular function (GO): pyridoxal phosphate binding; O-phospho-L-serine:2-oxoglutarate transaminase activity
Source: RefSeq, a predicted model, not a curated record